Molecule: messenger RNA, 1101 nt
Organism: Sclerotinia sclerotiorum 1980 UF-70
Lineage: Eukaryota; Fungi; Ascomycota; Leotiomycetes; Helotiales; Sclerotiniaceae
Exons: 2
Coding region: 1-1101 (366 amino acids)
Source: RefSeq, a predicted model, not a curated record
AUGCGUUUCUCCGUUAUCGCCGUUUCCAUGUUCGCUGGUGCCGCUAUGGCUGCCACCUCCACUGACUACGUCACUGAGGAAGUCACCAUCACCUCCUGCGCUGCCACCGUCACCAACUGCCCAGCUCGUAGCACCCAGGUUUCCACCACUGUCUACCCAAAGCCAUCUACCACUGAUGCUUCCGGUUCCUCCGUCACCCCAGGUAGCCAGCCAUCCAACAGUGCUCCAGCAGCCUCCAGUGUUCCAGGAGGAGGCUCUCCAGCUUCAAGUGCUCCAGGAGGAGGCUCCCCAGCUUCAAGCGCUCCAGGAGGAGGCUCCCCAGCCUCAAGUGCUCCAGGAGGAGGCUCCCCAGUUUCAAGCGCUCCAGGAGGAUCCGUCCCAUCCUCAAGUGCACCAGCGGGUUCCUCCCCAUCCAGCGCUGAAGGAGUUUCCACCGUUCCAGGAGGCUCUGUUCCAUCUUCAGGAGUUCCUUCCUCCCCAGCUGGCAGCGUCCCAACCAGCAUUGCCGGUAUUCCAGGUGGAUGCAACCCAGCUCACGAAGGAUCUUGCCCAAGUUCCUACUUCAGCACCUCCACCGUAACACCAGGUGCUCCUUCCUCCCCAGCUGGCAGCGUCCCAACCAGCAUUGCCGGUAUUCCAGGUGGAUGCAACCCAGCUCACGAAGGAUCUUGCCCAAGUUCCUACUUUAGUACUUCCACCGUAACACCAGUCAACACCUUCACCCCAAUCUACGUCAGCCCAUCCGCCUCCGUCAGCUCUGCCGUCGGUAUUCCUUCCGUCCCAGCUGGUUCCGUCUCCGUCAUUGCCAUCACCACCUGUAUCCCAACCGUCAUCUACUCCACCGUCACUGGAGGAGUUGAGACCGCCACUGCAGGUGUCCCAGGUAGCCCAAGCUCCCCAAGCUCCCCAAGCUCUCCAGGUUCCCCAGGAUCUCCAGGUUCCCCAGCCAAGCCAUCUUCCACUGGAUACAUCACCGUCCCACACAACGUUUCUACCCCGACCACCUCCACCCCAGCUGUCUUCACCGGUGCUGCUAGCAACGUUCAAGUUGGAGGUGCUGCCGUCGCAGCCGUUUUCGGUUUCGCUGCCUUCUUCUUGUAA